AUGAGUUAACGAGAUCUGAGUAAUUUGAUUUCAAUCAAUCCUAACGAUCCCCAACAAUAUUAAGACUUAUUGGCUUAUUAUAGAUCUAAAUUGGGAGAAUUUGAGAAGGAAAGAUUUGAAUGGUUGACAAAAUUGGAGGAAAUCAAAAUUCAAUAUGAGGACAAGCAUCAACAGGAAUGGGAAUUGCUGAAAAGGAAAUAAGAGAUAAAAGAGUUGUAAUAAACAAAUUCAAGAAUUUAGUUAAUGCUAUUUGAAGAGAGAUAGGCCCGAUUGAAGUUGUAAAAGGAGAAUGAUGCCCUGAAGGUGAGAGAAUUGGAAGAUAAAAAGAAGAUUGCUGAAUUAAUGGCUAUGAUUGAACCCAUUGAGGAAUAAGUAGUAUUAUAAAAAGAUUUAAGACCUGAAGUAACUACAAAAUAUACAGGCGAUACAUUGGCUGUGAGAGAGAAACAAGGAAAUGUUAAGAUGCACAACAUCAAUUAAGGGAGAAGCAUAUUAAAAACAGUUUAUAUGCCAAACGAAUAGUUGAAUGCCUAUUAAUUGGAGAAUGAAAAUUUGAAAAAAUAAGUUGAAAAUGCAGAAAUUAUGUUGACCCAAUAAUUCGCAGCUUUGAGAGAGGAAUUGAGAGCAAAGGAAGUUGAAACCAAUUUAAGAAUAAAAGAAGACUAAUAAAAAUUAGAUUAAUUGGUUUAAAAAAUAUAGAAAUUAGAGAAACAAAAUGUAGAACUUGUUAAAGGUAAAACUUAUGAAUAUAACGAAUUAUAGAUUGUUAUGCAUAAAAAUAAAAAUUUUAGAAUAAGGAGAGAUAAAUGUAAGAGGAUUUGGGAGGUAGCAAAGUUGAAAAAUAAAAAGUUGAAGAUGGAAUUGGAUUAAAUUUAAAAGAAAUAUAAUAUUGAAAAUAAAACAGCCUUGGAAUUGCUUGAAAAGAAGUCUGAUGAAUACAAUAAAAAAUUUAGAAGUCAAAUCAAAUCAAAAGAUGAGCAAUUGUCAAUCAUCAAAGAACAAUAUGAAUAAGUUUAGAAUAUUUAUAUUAACAAAAUAUAAUAAUUGGAAGAGAAUCUAUCCAAAUUAAUUGAGAAAUAUUAAUAAUUGGAAAAGAGAAGAUCUCUAGAAAUCGAAGGGUUCAAGAAUGACAUCAAAAUAUUAACUAAGAAAGUUAAAGAUUGUGAGAAAUCACAAGUGGAUAAAUAAAAUGAAAAUAAAUCUCCAGAAGAAUUGGCUAAAUAUUAAGAGGAGGCUCAAUAGAUGAAACAAUAAUUAGCCAAAGAGACUGGGAUCAUUUAUUCUUCAGGAAAGAAAAACAAUGCAAAUAAUCAGCAAUAAACCAUUAAAGUAAAAGGUAAUCAAUAGAGAGGGGCAUCAAAAACAAUGAAACAAUCUAAUAAACAAACCAAAAAGGGAUUUAAUAACUAAAAUUAAACUGAUUAGAAGGAAGAGGAUGAUGCAUCUGAAUCUGUUCCAAUGCAUGAAUUAGAAGAUCUUCAACGAUAAUUAGAUGAACUACAAUAUCAAAUGGAUAAGGCAAAGAAACAAUGA
Paramecium tetraurelia is the source of this 1533-nucleotide messenger RNA. RefSeq lists its product as uncharacterized. The record is from RefSeq and is a predicted model, not a curated record. Gene Ontology annotation, cellular component: centrosome. Lineage: Eukaryota; Ciliophora; Oligohymenophorea; Peniculida; Parameciidae. The transcript is spliced from 5 exons.